CCAAUGGGGGCCGGCUGCCGAGGAGAGGAGGAAGGAGGCGGACGCUGGGCCCCGGCCCCAUUCAUUGCCGCGGCCGGCCGGGCGGGGGUCCGGUGUCUUCGGAGUCAUGGAGGCGCUGAUUCCUGUCAUCAACAAGCUCCAGGAUGUCUUCAACACGGUGGGCGCCGACAUCAUCCAGCUGCCGCAGAUCGUCGUGGUGGGGACGCAGAGCAGUGGGAAGAGUUCAGUGCUGGAAAGCCUAGUGGGGAGGGACCUGCUGCCCAGAGGCACUGGCAUUGUCACCCGGAGGCCUCUCAUUCUGCAGCUGGUCCACGUGUCACCAGAAGACAAACGAAAAACAAGCGGAGAAGAAAAUGGGGUAGAAGCAGAAGAAUGGGGUAAAUUUCUUCACACCAAAAAUAAGCUGUACACAGAUUUUGAUGAAAUUCGACAAGAAAUUGAAAAUGAAACAGAAAGAAUUUCAGGAAAUAAUAAGGGAGUAAGCCCUGAACCAAUUCAUCUUAAGAUCUUUUCACCCAACGUUGUCAAUUUGACACUUGUGGAUUUGCCAGGAAUGACCAAGGUGCCUGUAGGCGAUCAACCUAAGGAUAUUGAGCUGCAGAUCCGAGAGCUCAUUCUCCGUUUCAUCAGCAACCCAAAUUCCAUUAUUCUCGCUGUCACUGCUGCUAAUACAGAUAUGGCGACAUCAGAGGCCCUGAAAAUUUCAAGAGAGGUAGAUCCAGACGGUCGCAGAACCCUAGCUGUAAUCACUAAACUUGAUCUCAUGGAUGCAGGCACUGAUGCCAUGGAUGUAUUGAUGGGAAGGGUUAUUCCAGUCAAACUUGGAAUAAUUGGAGUAGUAAACAGGAGCCAGCUAGAUAUUAACAAUAAGAAGAGUGUAACUGAUUCAAUCCGUGAUGAAUAUGCUUUUCUUCAAAAGAAAUACCCGUCUCUGGCCAAUAGAAACGGGACAAAGUAUCUUGCUAGGACUCUGAACAGGUUACUGAUGCAUCACAUCAGAGAUUGCUUACCAGAGCUGAAAACCAGAAUAAAUGUUCUAGCUGCUCAAUACCAGUCCCUUCUAAAUAGCUAUGGGGAGCCUGUGGAUGACAAAAGUGCUACUUUACUCCAGCUUAUUACCAAAUUUGCCACAGAAUACUGUAACACUAUUGAAGGAACAGCAAAAUAUAUUGAAACUUCAGAGCUAUGUGGCGGUGCUAGAAUUUGUUAUAUCUUCCAUGAGACUUUUGGGCGAACCUUGGAAUCCGUAGACCCACUGGGGGGCCUUAACACUAUCGACAUCUUGACUGCGAUUAGAAAUGCUACUGGUCCUCGUCCUGCUUUGUUUGUGCCUGAAGUUUCCUUUGAGUUACUGGUCAAGCGGCAGAUCAAGCGUCUGGAGGAGCCCAGCCUGCGCUGUGUGGAGCUGGUUCACGAGGAGAUGCAGCGGAUCAUCCAGCACUGCAGCAACUACAGCACACAGGAAUUGCUACGGUUUCCUAAGCUUCACGAUGCCAUAGUUGAAGUAGUGACUUGUCUGCUGCGUAAGAGGCUGCCUGUUACAAAUGAAAUGGUCCAUAACUUAGUGGCAAUCGAGCUGGCUUAUAUCAACACAAAACAUCCUGACUUUGCUGAUGCCUGUGGGCUAAUGAACAAUAACAUAGAGGAACAAAGGAGAAACAGACUAGCAAGAGAAUUACCUUCAACUGUAUCACGAGACAAGUCGUCUAAAGUUCCAAGUGCUUUGGCACCUGCCUCCCAGGAGCCCUCCCCUGCUGCUUCUGCUGAGGCUGACGGCAAGGUUACAACUGGCGGUGGUGGGGUUGGAGACAGUGCUCAAGAACCAACAACAGGCAACUGGCGGGGAAUGCUGAAAACCUCAAAAGCUGAAGAAUUAUUAGCCGAAGAAAAAUCAAAACCACUUCCCAUCAUGCCAGCCAGUCCACAGAAAGGCCACGCUGUGAACCUGCUGGACGUGCCGGUUCCUGUUGCACGAAAACUCUCUGCCCGCGAACAGCGAGAUUGUGAGGUUAUUGAACGACUCAUCAAAUCCUAUUUUCUUAUUGUCAGAAAGAAUAUUCAAGACAGCGUGCCAAAGGCGGUAAUGCACUUUUUGGUUAAUCAUGUGAAAGACACCCUUCAGAGUGAGUUAGUAGGACAACUGUACAAAUCCUCCUUAUUGGAUGAUCUGCUGACUGAAUCUGAGGACAUGGCACAGCGCAGGAAAGAAGCAGCUGAUAUGCUGAAGGCAUUACAAGGAGCCAGUCAGAUUAUUGCUGAAAUCCGAGAGACUCACCUUUGGUGAAGAGGACUAUACAACAGAGACUGCUGAUAGGAAACUUGCUGGUUACUGCCUGCUGGAGUAGAAUUUUAUUUAUGGACUCCUCCUGUGUAUUACAGUGGUACGAAUCUGCUCAUUGUAAAGACUGGCUAUUAACUGAAGCGUAUACUGUGUACUGCAGAACAAAUCACACAUUUAAUCCACAUAAUAAAUGGCUGUUUCUAAAGUUUUCCAGUAUAUACAAAAUACAUCAAGUCGUCUUACUGCAGUUUUUCUUUGAACUUAGAAGGAACUGUCGUGUCUAGCUGUACAGUUUGCCUGUGGUGAGAUGACCUGUGUAGCCUGUGUGUGUAGACGUAAAGCUGUGCCGCCGACUCUCCAGAGGAAAGGCACCGAGACCACCCCUCAUAGGACCGUACUGCAUGCACUGCGAACGACCUGGCUCUCGGAUGUGGGUUGGCAAGUCAAGCCCCUCACCUAGACCACUGCAUUCCACCCGUUCUCCCCUCUACAGUUCCAUCGGAGCGUCUCUGUAGCCCUCGACACGUCAGGGAGGAAGCGGCGUGCAGCCUGUGUAGUCACGGAGCCCUUCUAUUCCUGGGUCUACACGGCCCUAGCGCAUUACAAAUCAAAAUGUUUUUACUUAAACCUGGAAUCUGAAUAUGAAUCCCAAUGCCCUGCAUUAGAAACAAUGAUCAGUACUUGACCCAAUGAUGACCAACCUGCUUUCACCUUAGUUUGCAACUACAUUAUUGGUUAAGAUCUAAAAUGAGAUCCUGACGCCAGGAACCACUGUGUUCUGACUUCCUGUGAAAAUACCAGUAGAGCCUUGCAACAUAAAAACAUGCAGACACACAUGCUCUCCUAAAGGCUCAGGGGGAGGGAGGACUGAGGUUUAGAACAUCAACAUUUUAAGAAAAUUCCCCAGGCAAUUCUUGGGAUGAACCACAUGACACAUUUUAAGAUAGGAGUAAAUCGCUAAGAUACCCAGUUCCAUGUUGAGCCAACAGUUAACACAUUAAAUUAUGUACUACAGAUCGGAUUUCAGACACAAAAAAACCCCCCAAUCUGUCUGAUAUAUGAUAUGGUACUUCUCUGAACUGUUAACAGUACCAUCCUCAGAGAACACAUGGUAAAACGUGUUUGUUGGGACACUUAAUCUGUCAUCAUCCCCCAUCAGUUCUGAAGUUACAGCCAUCUAUGAUUUACUUUUUUAGAUAACUGAUCAGAUGACUUCCAUUCUAGCCUUUCAAAUUUCUAAGGGAAAAACACUUGUAAUGCACCUUUCUCCAGCAUAUCAAACAGAUCACAAACUGAAAAUGUCAGCUUUAAAGACAUGCUGUGGUAAUCCACUUGCUUGUACUACACACUUUGUAUAAAGUAAAACAGGCAAGAAACUUAAGGAAAGAGUAAACCUUCCUGCGUGAAGUUCUGGAAUGUAGAGAUAAUCUCUGAAUUUUCCUGUAUGUUCUUGCUGUGUAAAUAAAAUUGUUGGUAUGAAAUGACA
This is a messenger RNA of Lepus europaeus (European hare), 3767 nucleotides long. RefSeq names its product dynamin 1 like (gene DNM1L). The record is from RefSeq and is a predicted model, not a curated record. Lineage: Eukaryota; Metazoa; Chordata; Mammalia; Lagomorpha; Leporidae. Gene Ontology annotation, biological process: mitochondrial fragmentation involved in apoptotic process; mitochondrial fission. Bases 107 to 2284 code for a protein of 725 amino acids. The transcript has 19 exons. Gene Ontology annotation, molecular function: GTP binding; GTPase activity; microtubule binding. Gene Ontology annotation, cellular component: membrane; mitochondrion; cytoplasm.